AUGAUAUUUACUUUUAUAUCUCUGUACUUUAAUACAUGUUGUAUUCAUGGAUUUCGUUACUUGGUCAAUAGUAUGUUAAUUUUGCUUGAGAGAUUAUUGUGGUUAAUUCUAUUGGUCUUAUCUAUAUAUUACUGCAUUAUCUCCUGUUUAUCUUCGGUGGAACGUUUCCAAACGAAGAGCACCCACAUCGGUCUUGAGCGGAACUCCUAUUACUUCAAAACUUCGAUGCCCGCCGUAACAAUCUGUCCUAUGCAACGUCUAAAUAAGACAUUUUUUGAUCAAUAUUGCCUUGGCAAGGUUAAAGGCAAAGCUAAGGAUGAGCUCUUUGACUUUUUGGAAAAUUUGGCCAAUUCCACGUAUACGAAUUUUAAAGAUAUUCCACAAUACGAUAGUAUUGAUGAUUCGCUGCAAAAAUUGGAUAUUGAACCCAAAGACUAUAUGAAAUUAAUUUACAAUCUCACGUACGACGGCACCUAUGAACCCAUUGAGAAGCUGCGAAUUCGCUGCGUUGAUGGCCAGGUGAUCCUCAAGGUGAGACAGAUACUCACCGAGUUUGGAUUGUGUUACCUGUGCAGCUCAUACUUGGGUGAGGAAUAUAGCUCACGUUACUUAAUCUUCGGCAUGUACCCGGAAUCCAAUAAGCACCUAACAAGUCAGCAAGUUGUGGAUGUUAAAAGAGCCACAUUCUUUGACAAGGAUGUGGGAUUCACAUUAAUGGGCUUCGAUGUUACUGCAAUCGAUAGUUAUAUACAUUCUGCUUUUGAGGUGAUGAAAGUGGAUAAUAAUUUUGGAUACUCGCCCGAAGGUGCUGCCUAUGAGCCUGAGGUCGAAGAAAUUGUUGCUGAUGCCGAACUCGAGACCGAAACUUCUAUAAAACAGAGAAAAUGCCGAUACUAUCAUGAAUCGAAUCUGACGCAUUAUCCAUUUUAUACCAAAAAUACUUGCCUGCAGGAGUGUCGCAUUAACUUGGCCUAUAGGGUUUGUAAAUGUAUUCCCCACUUUUAUCCCAAUCGCAUUGCGAAUCCAAAACCUGUAUGCUCCUACAAAAUAUUAAAGUCUUGUUUUGCCAACCAUGCCGGUUAUUUCCUAAAAUUUUACGAAAAUGAUAUUGAUGAGAAACCAGCAAUCUGUUACUGUGAGCAGAAUUGUAUAGACGCUGUGAUCAAGCUGAAAAGUGCUCUGGCCAUGCGGGGCGCUAAGCAGUUGCUUGGCAGUAUGGGAAGUUCGUUUUCCAUGAACACUUGGCCAAGGAAUCAAUUCAAGCGGCAAGUCAUCUUUUCGUUUACGGAUCUUUUGGUUGCCAUUGGCGGCACUGCGGGUCUAUUUCUGGGUUUCAGCGUCUUGGGCCUAGUUGAAUUCAUCUACUUUUUUACGCUGCGUUUACUUUGGCACUUGCUUGGAUAUAAAAUUUAAAAUCAUACAUUUCGUUCCAUUAAUGACAUAAGCAUAACAUAUAUGUAUGUACCUUUACAAAUUAU
Drosophila grimshawi is the source of this 1478-nucleotide messenger RNA. RefSeq names its product sodium channel protein Nach. Lineage: Eukaryota; Metazoa; Arthropoda; Insecta; Diptera; Drosophilidae. Gene Ontology annotation, molecular function: ligand-gated sodium channel activity. Gene Ontology annotation, biological process: sodium ion transmembrane transport. Gene Ontology annotation, cellular component: membrane. The record is from RefSeq and is a predicted model, not a curated record.